AUGCCGGAGGCCGCGACCGAGGCCCCGGCCGCCGCCGCCGCCGCAGCAGCAGCAGCAGCGGCGCGCCGCCUGCUCGACUCCCUAGCGGCUGCGGGCGUCGCCGCCGCACACGACGCGUGCGCCAAGGGCGCGACACCCGGCAGCCGAUUCUUCCACUGGGAGUCCGCCGGUGUGCCGCUCAGGGCCGAGCUUGGCGCCCGCGAGGCCGCGGCCGGCGCAGCGACGCUCGCGCUGCACCCCGCGCUCGCGAGCGACGCGCUCGCGCUGCGCCUGUCGGCGCGGCCCGAGCUGGCAGGCCUCCUGCCACAGCGGCCGGCGGCAGCACUCAGCGGCGGCGGCGGGGGGCGGGCGCUGCGCCUGGCGGCCGUGCCGAUUGAGCGCGCGGCCGAGGUGUGCAUGGCGGUGCUGGAAGAGGCAGCGGCCUUGGCCUUGGCCUUGGAGCCCGGGGCCGGGGCGGUGGCGCACGCGGACGUGGACGCGCUCGGCGCUGGUUCCGAGGCGCUGCCGGGGGCGCGCCCCGGCGGCUGCAGGCGCGUCGGCGGCGACGGCGGCGGCGCGCGGCGGCGCCGGCCGCGGCUGCUGCCCAACGGUCACUGCUCGAAGCUGCACCUCUGGAGGGAUCUCGGCGGGGGCCCUUGUGGCUGCCCGAGCAGCAGCAACAGCCGAGCGAGCGGCGCCCCAGGCGGGGACGGCAGCAACGCGAGCGGCGCCAAGCCCUGCCCCGUCCACAUCCGCCACCUCCUGCGCCUCGGGCCCCCCUGCCACUGCCGCGUCCGGCGCCACGUCAGCAUGCAGCAGCUGCUGGCUGAGGCCGGGGCGCGGCUGCUCGCGCAGGGGGGGCUGGUCGUCCGGCGGUGGGAGGGCGCAUCUGAGCCGGACCCCCCGCGCCACGCGACGCUCUUCGUCAGUGGCCUGCCGCAGGCGCACGGCCCCGGCUGGCUGCAGCAGCGGCUCGCGGCGGCGCUGCAGCCGUACGGGCUUGUCAGAGUCCAAGCGGCCCAAGGCUUCCGCGGCCGCUCGCGCGGGUGGGCGCGCGCGGUGGUUGACGCGGGCCGGGCGGAGGAGGCUAUCGCGGCGCUCGACGGCCGCUUGGUUAUCGAGGGCGCCGCGGCCCCGGCGUCGGUGUCCCACGCAACCGGCCGCGCCGACGCGCUGUUCAGCCGCCUGCCGUUCGACGCGCGCUGCGCGCUGCGCGUGGACGACGUGGCGGCCUACUCGGUCAUGGAUGACGUCAGCGCAACCGCCAUGGCUGACCUCGCGGCCGUUGUGACCGCGGCGGCGGCCGGCCUGCGGCCGCCCGCUAUCUCGGCAGGCGGCGCAGGGGCGAGCGCGGCCGACGGCGCGCCGGGGCUGGCGGCGGCGGCAGCGGCGGCGCGGGGGCUGAGCUGCGCCGACAGCGUGCGGCAGACUUGGAGCACAACCUGA
Monoraphidium neglectum is the source of this 1425-nucleotide messenger RNA. RefSeq lists its product as hypothetical. The record is from RefSeq and is a predicted model, not a curated record. Lineage: Eukaryota; Viridiplantae; Chlorophyta; Chlorophyceae; Sphaeropleales; Selenastraceae. The coding region runs from base 1 to 1425 and encodes 474 amino acids. The transcript has 4 exons.